GCCUGCCGCCAAGCUCAUCUCAGGUGUAGGUACUCGAAAGGGUGGUAUUUUGUACGAAGUUCUGUGCUCGAUUUUGAAAUGUAAAGUAACGGUUGAAGCGUAACUAUGUGAAACGUGUAUGUUUUGGCUACGCUGUAUUCGAAGAGGAGACAGUAUUUUAGUGUGAACAGUGAGAAAGAAUGGAGAAAUGUUGAGCGUUUGCAGUCGCCAUUUUGCAGCAUCGAAGAAGGCUGACCUGAUCGUUGGCGAAAUGACCAAUUGAUUUUGAAAGAACUGACAAACUGCUUGAAGGAAUUUUUUAUACCAUUAAAGUGUCAGGAGUCCCAUAAUGACCCAGCAAAACAAUACAGUGAAUUUUCUGAUUCAUGAUUCGAAUGGUCAGCCCCAAGUGAUUAAAUUAGUACAAACACAUGCUACAAAAUCUCACAAUAAUGUAGCAGUUGAUAAUCAAGCUCUGAAGACAAUAUUUAAAGCGCCUAAUCAAGAUGGUAGUCAGGGUACUGGUGUGAUCUCAUCUGCACCACAGGUUCUCCGAACACUUAGUUUGCAAAGUCCAAAAACAUCUGGGCAGAGGUCUUCACACAUUGUAACCAUACCUGUUCAGUCAUCUGGUUCCAUGAAAGUUCAAACAUUGAAAUCAUCAGAGCCUACUCUUCUGCCAAAGACAAUACAUUUAGCUUCUAAUCCAAUGGUUUUAAGUACUUCUCAGCGAAUAGCUGCACAGCAUGUUCUGCCAACAAAUCCGCCAAAGAACUACAUCUCUCCAAUCCUUGAUCACAGUGGAUCUCGAAAACGUCAAGAAAUGGAGAAUGAAUUUAUGCCAGAGUACAAACGAAGAAAAAGUGAAAAAGUUGGAAAGGGACUUAGACAUUUUUCAAUGAAGGUAUGUGAAAAAGUGCGCAAGAAGGGCACAACGUCCUACAACGAGGUUGCUGAUGAGUUGGUUGCUGAAUUUACAAAUCCAAAUUUAGUAAUUUCACCAACAGAUCAGCAAUAUGACCAGAAGAACAUCAGGAGAAGAGUUUAUGAUGCUUUGAAUGUCCUUAUGGCUAUGAACAUCAUCUCCAAAGAAAAAAAAGAAAUACGAUGGCUGGGUUUACCUACAAAUUCGCUUCAAGAAUGCCUUACUUUAGAAAAGGACAAACAGAAAAGAAUUGAAAGAAUAAAAGUUAAAACACAACAGUUGCAGGACCUUAUUUUACAGCAAAUAUCAUUCAAAAAUUUGGUGGAGAGGAACAAGAAAAUGGAGGAAGAGUGUGGUGCACCACUUCCAAACUCUGCAAUCCACUUGCCUUUCAUAAUUGUUAACACAAGUAAGAAGACUGUUAUUGACUGCAGUAUAUCAAAUGACAAGACCGAGUACGUGUUCAAUUUUGAUAACAAGUUUGAAAUCCAUGAUGACAUCGAGGUCCUGAAACGAAUGGGCAUGGUACUAGGUCUUGACAGAGGAGAGUGCUCAGAUGCAGACCUGCAGAAGGCCAAAUCCAUGGUUCCCAAAGCCUUGGAAAAUUACGUUGUCCAAUUAGCCAGUGGGCACUUCGAUACAGUUCUGCCAGAUUUGGAAGCCGGGCCAAGUUCAUCUCUUUCUGUGGAUGACCUGGAUGCUAGUCUUGGCGUCAAUGAACUUUCAAGACCAUCGUCACAUGCAUCAUUGUCUGAUCCAUUGUCUCCUUCUAUACAAGAUUUUUCUGAUGAGGAGUCUGACAUUUCGAGUGACCUUGAAGUAAAUUAGUUGCCUUGACACUCACUGUGAGACUGUGAAAAUGUGUAUGUUCUUGCUGGAGUGUUGCAUCGUAUCAGUUUUACAAGUGUAUAUUUAUUUCUUCUUCUUCCUUCUCCUCCCCCCUCCUACUGCCCCCCCUCCUCCUCCUCCUCCUCCUCCUCCUCCUCAUUCUUAUUCAUUGAAUCUCUUGUCUGAAAGUAUUGCAGUCUUUGACAUUGUUUUCUGAACUGCCUGGUGCUUAAUUCUAUUUAUAUGUGUAUUUAUAGGGCUGCAAAAGGCUGGUACUGUUGUCUUUUCCUUAUUUCUCAGUUUGUUACUACUUGAGCACCCUACCAGCAAGUCAUAUUCACCGUCCAGCCAGAUAAAUAUUAGUACAUUUUUCACUGUAAUAAUUGACAGGAGAACUGCAGUUGUAAGAAGCCUUUGGACAGUGUGUUAUUUGACAGGGACCAUAGUAAUUGGAUCUUUAAGCUUGAAUUUAUGGAAUAAAAUUUUAUGAUCAUUGUACAUUGAAAGAGCUUCAGUAACAUUGUAAGAAAGUCUGUGUAAUUUUAAAUUGGAUUUACACAGGUUUUUUUUUUUUUUUUUGUU
This is a messenger RNA of Schistocerca cancellata (South American locust), 2314 nucleotides long. It is a transcript of the gene Dp, whose product is annotated as transcription factor Dp-1. The record is from RefSeq and is a predicted model, not a curated record. NCBI's taxonomy places the organism in Eukaryota, Metazoa, Arthropoda, Insecta, Orthoptera, Acrididae. Gene Ontology annotation, cellular component: transcription regulator complex; nucleus. The coding region runs from base 329 to 1732 and encodes 467 amino acids. The transcript has 11 exons. Gene Ontology annotation, molecular function: RNA polymerase II transcription regulatory region sequence-specific DNA binding; DNA-binding transcription factor activity, RNA polymerase II-specific. Gene Ontology annotation, biological process: regulation of cell cycle; regulation of transcription by RNA polymerase II.